Molecule: messenger RNA, 303 nt
Organism: Talaromyces stipitatus ATCC 10500
Lineage: Eukaryota; Fungi; Ascomycota; Eurotiomycetes; Eurotiales; Trichocomaceae
Exons: 3
Coding region: 1-303 (100 amino acids)
Source: RefSeq, a predicted model, not a curated record
AUGCCUGUCUACCACAUCGUCCUCUUCCACCUCAAACCCUCCGUAACAGACACCCAAAUCACCGAAUGGACCCAAAUGGUCAAAACCCAACUAGGCCAAGUACCCGGCCUCAUCUCCAUAGAAGUCAACAGGCCUCUUCCAAUCUCCGUAUCUCGCACAAAGGGAUAUGAUAUGGCUCUUGUGGCUGUUUUGGAAGGACCGGAGUUUGUGGAGGGGUACUCUACGUUUGCUGCUCAAUCUCAGGCGCAGAGUUUCCGGGAGCAGCUUUUUGAUGAUACUAUUGCUUUUGAUUUGCAGUUUUAA